Messenger RNA from Nerophis lumbriciformis (worm pipefish), 2216 nucleotides. The record is from RefSeq and is a predicted model, not a curated record. Lineage: Eukaryota; Metazoa; Chordata; Actinopteri; Syngnathiformes; Syngnathidae.
AGCGCGGUAACAACACACAACAACAGCAGUCAUGUUUUUGUCUACCGUAAAGCAGUUUGUCUGCCGUAAACAGCAAUGUUGUGACACUCUUAAACAGGACAAUACUGCCAUCUAUAACAUCAAUAACAUAUACGGCUUUUAGAGAGUGCAGUGCACAACUGCGCACACAACAAGGAGACGAAGCAGAAGAACGAGGAAGAUACAGCCAUGGCGACACCGACGACGAAUCAUGGAGUUUCCCCAACAUUCCCAGCAGCUACUGUCAGCCCUACGAUCCCAGCGCCAGCGGGGCUUCCUGUGCGACUGCACUGUCCUGGUGGGCUCCUGCCGUUUUCUGGCUCACCGGGCCAUUCUGGCCUCCUGCUCGCCUUUCUUCCACAUGUUCUACUGUGACUCUCUGAGUGGCAACGCUGCGUCCAGCAGCUCUGUCACUCUUGACAGUGACAUCGUCUCGGCGCCCGCCUUCAGCCUCCUGCUGGACUUUGUUUACGAAGGCGUGCUGCAGCUGGAGAAGUCGCCGCCCGUGGAGGACGUGUUGGCGGCGGCAAGCUUCCUGCACAUGAACGAGGUGGUGAAAGUGUGCAAAAGGAUACUGCAGAGACAAAGGCCUUUGACGGAGGCAGAUAGCACUCGCCCUGAGGAGAGCGGGACUAAGGCAACAGAGUUCAGGAGACAUGAUCGGGGGGAUGUCGGCACUGAGACCGUGCUGACCAUGGCGGCAGAUCACUUAACUCCUGUCGCUACGGAAGCGGACCUCACGUCGAUAUCUGCAAUGGCAGGAAGUAGUUGGUUGAAGUCCGAGCACAGGACUGAUGCCGGUUCAUCCGAAGCAAGAGUCCACACUCCCUUGAGUCCGGAUCUCGCUGACACCACCCAACCAGGCAUGGAAGCCACUUUUCAGCCGUCCAAUGGACAGCAGGAGGGCCUUGCUGCCGGACGGUCUAGGCUCGGGUCAGAGGGAACCAUCGGGUUGGGGGCCGCUCAUCAAAGCGAGGGCUUAGCUCUCUGCAGCCCAUGCAGCACCACUGAAACAUACAGUCACACCCAGCAGCCGUCUUCGUCUUCACUGGUGUCAGACGUACAGUCGCUGGCUCUUCUCCAAACACAACCUCCGGAGUGUGAUCGCCGGUGUGCGACGGGGCGAGAACCCCACGUGGUCGUGGCGGCCCACGCUCCAGCUCGACCCUCACGUACACAAAAUGAGCCGCCACAUCCCCGCAUCCAAAUCCAGAGUUCCCUCUCAGCCCAGCAGGGAAGUGUGAACUCCCGCACUGUCACUCCCAACAGUCCUCAAGGAAGAGCUCACCCCAAUGAUGGUGAGAACAUGACGGUCAAAGUGGAGGCCAUUGUUAUUUCUGACGAAGAGGAGGAAAAGGUUAUAUGUGAGCCAGUGAUGGAUGAGGACUCUGACGAUGACCUCCAGGAUGAGGAGUUGAACAGACUCUCCUCCCGCCACAUCUCCUCCGACUACAUUUUUGCUCUUUCCCCUUCUUCCUCCUCCUGUUCCGGGGCCGGCCCUUCCUCCUUCCCUCCCCCGUCCACGGCCCGGCCCCACCCGGACCACGCAACAUUUGGGACGGUCUUCCAGGACACCACGGCGGAGGACGUCCCCACGUGCUGCGUCUGCGGCAAGACCUUCUCGUGCACGUACACGCUGCGGCGCCACGCCAUCGUGCACACCAGGGAGCGGCCCUUCGAAUGCCGCUACUGCUACCGCAGCUACACGCAGUCCGGCGACCUCUACCGACACAUCCGCAAGGCCCACGACCAGACGCUGCCGGCCAAACGCAGCAAAGCUGACGUGGAGAACACGCUGUUGCCACAAGCUCCGCCUCUCAGCCAACAUAUAGAAACACACUCCCUCAACCAAAAUACAGCAUUUUAACUUCAUUUUCCAAGGUACACACUCACUGGCCACAACCCUAAGUAAUCAUAAUGAUAUCCACUUUUGAGGAGGUUCCUUACUGGGGUACCUAAUGAGGUGUCGUGUAUACCUACACUACACACCUGAUGUGAUUAAAUGUGUCAUUUUAGUAUUUUUAUAACGUGGCCUAAAAAUGUAAUCCUUUCUCAACAAUUGGCUUUGAGACCCAUCAUUAAAUACACACUUUUUAGCACCAUAUAUUUGGCACCAGGACCCUGAAUAUGUAUGCUUUUGCUUUUACGGUUUGUAUACAGUCGCGGUCAAAAGUGUAUAUACACUUGUAAAGAACAUC